Messenger RNA from Talaromyces amestolkiae, 1386 nucleotides. RefSeq lists its product as uncharacterized. The coding region runs from base 1 to 1386 and encodes 461 amino acids. NCBI's taxonomy places the organism in Eukaryota, Fungi, Ascomycota, Eurotiomycetes, Eurotiales, Trichocomaceae. The record is from RefSeq and is a predicted model, not a curated record. Gene Ontology annotation, molecular function: FAD binding. The transcript is spliced from 2 exons.
AUGGUGCAAUCACAUAUGACAGCUCUGGAAGCAUUUCUCAAUGAACAUCCAGAGAUCAAGUGCACGCUACCUUCCUCUUCUGAGUAUGCGAAAGAUCGGGAAAUCUUUCUUCUCUCUCGCAAAGCCAAUCCAUUGGCAAUAGCUCAUCCAGAAUCGGCAGAGCAAGUGAAGGCACUUGUAAACUUUGUUCGGUAUAAUGGAAUCAAAUUCACCGUUCGAGGAGGAGGCCACAACCUCCAAGGUCUCUGCAUAGAAGAAGGAGCCUUGACAAUUGACAUGCGAGCAUUCACAUCUGUCAAGAUCGCCGCUGAUCGCAAAACAGCAACAGUGGGCGCCGGAAUAUUGCAAGACCAGCUAGGCAGAAUCCUGUGGAAGGAGGGACUCUCUACACCAGCAGGCGCCAUUCCAUCGGUUGGGUACCUCGGCUGGGCAAUGUAUGGCGGAUAUGGUCCUUUUUCGUCCAACUGGGGAUUGGGAGUUGACCAGAUCGUUGCUGCGACUGUACUUGAUGCUAGUGGUGCUAUCAUUGAGGCCGAUACAACCUUGCUGAAAAGCAUUCGAGGAGCAGGAGGAGCGUUCGGAAUCAUUCUGAAUGUCACCAUCAAAGUAUAUCCCUUGAAAACUCUUUUUGCCGGCGCAAUCAUAUAUGAUUCGAAGGACAUGGAGAAAGCAUUCAUUGAAUACAACGCAGGAUACCGAAAAUUAUCGCGAGAAGGUAUUCCAAAAGAGCUUACUCUCCAACCAAUGGUCUUCAAUUCACCUCAUGGAAGACUGUUCUGUGCCACUUUCACUUGGAGUUCCGAAGAUUUAGAUGAGGGCCGCCGGUGGUCUGAGAAGGUCGCAUCCUUGACUACUGUCUUGAUGAACACGGUUGCAGUAACCACUAUCCCAGACUGGUAUGAUGGUAAUGCAGCCUUGAUUCCAACAAACGCAUACGGUCAAUUUCGCACGCUCAAUUUGCACGAAAUCACUCUGGAGACAGCAGAAUGUCUAGGCCGUCAUCUAGCAAAGAUGCCAUCUGACCUAUGUACCAUGUUCUCAAUCCAUCAGUCAAGAAUAACGACGUCAACUCCGAACAGUGACUCCGUAUUCGCAGUAAGGGAGCCCCAUUUCAUGUUGGAAAUCAUUGGUUGCGCAACAACCGAGGAGAAAAGUGCAGAGUCGGAACAGUGGGCCUUGAAUCUGUGGAACGAUGUCGGCGAGAUUGAGAGAAAGAAUGUCCUUGACGGUGCUUAUAUAUCGCUGCAUUAUGCCGAGGAACCUCACUUGAGUACACUCAGUAGAUAUUUCGGUUCUCAUGUUAACGACAUUCUCGCAACGAAAAAGAGAUAUGAUCCCGAGAACGUAUUUGACCUCACAGUACCUCGACUGGGUGCUUAUAUAUAG